GGGGGUGGCGGGGCGCGGGCGGCUCCGUGGAGCCGCGGCGGUGUCGGAGCGGGGGGGAGCGCGGCGGCCGUCCCCGCUGUCGGAGGCGAGCUGCCUCCUCCGCCCCUGGCGGGCGGCUCGCCUGCCCCCAGCGGCCCGGGAGGAACUGAACCGUCGCUGCACAGGAAGUAGCGGCUGCGGGGAGCAGCGGCGGCGGCGGCAGCUGGGGCUGCCGCACUCAAUGAAAGAGGCUCCCGCGGCCGCCUCGCUCGCCCCUCCGCCGCCUCCCCAGGGCUGAGCCCGCCGCCGCUGCCGCCGGGGGGGCACCGCGGAGAGCAGCAGGAGAAGGCGGGCCAGGCCGCCCGCCGCGGGCUGAGCCGGGCAGAGGCGGCUCCGGCGGCGACUGCAGGCAAAUGAGAAAGCAAAUCUCUUGAAACAUAAACAGUGGCACUUCCCUGGAGGGAGGAGAUGGAAAUUCUCCUGUGACUCUGAAUGUUGGCAGGUGCCAGAAGUGUUCCACGGUCGUGGUGGACAGUUAUUCUGAGUGACGGCCCUUGCAAGCGCUUCUGAGUGGUUAUCAUGGGCUUCAUUGCCUUUCUGAAGACCCAGUUCAUAGUUCAUCUCCUCAUUGGGUUUGUUUUCGUUGUGAGUGGACUAAUCAUUAACUUCAUUCAACUAUGCACGCUAGUCCUCUGGCCCAUAAACAAGCAGUUUUAUCGCCGAGUAAACUGUCGCCUUGCCUAUUCACUUUGGAGCCAGUUAGUAAUGUUGCUGGAAUGGUGGUCAGGCACAGAGUGCACCUUGUUCUCUGACCAGGCUACAGUGAAUACCUUUGGGAAAGAGCACGUCAUCAUCAUCUUGAAUCACAACUUUGAAAUCGACUUCUUGUGCGGAUGGACUAUGACAGAGCGCUUUGGAGUACUAGGGAGUUCCAAAGUUCUUGCUAAAAGAGAACUAUUAUAUGUGCCCCUAAUUGGCUGGACUUGGUACUUCCUUGAGAUUGUCUUCUGCAAAAGGAAAUGGGAAGAAGACAGAGAUACAGUAAUUGAAGGAUUAAAACGUUUGUCUGAUUAUCCUGAAUAUAUGUGGUUUCUCCUGUACUGUGAAGGAACUCGUUUUACAGAGACCAAGCAUCGUAUCAGCAUGGAGGUAGCUGAAUCCAAGGGGCUGCCUAAACUGAAAUAUCAUCUCUUGCCCAGAACCAAAGGUUUCACCACUGCUGUCCAGUGUCUCAGGGGAACAGUUUCAGCAGUAUAUGAUGUAACACUAAAUUUCAGAGGAAACAAGAACCCGUCUUUAUUAGGAAUUCUUUAUGGAAAGAAAUAUGAAGCAGAUAUGUGUGUAAGGAGAUUUCCUCUGGAAGAUAUCCCUCAAGAUGAAAAGGAAGCUGCAAACUGGCUUCAUAAGCUUUACCAAGAAAAGGAUGCUUUGCAAGAGAUGUAUAAUCAAGAAGGCAUAUUUCCCGGCCAGCAGUUUAAACCUCCUAGAAGACCGUGGACUCUCCUAAACUUUCUCUUCUGGGCCACAAUUCUCCUGUCUCCUCUCUUCACGUUUGGCUUCGGAGUUUUUGCAAGUGGAUCACCUCUUCUUAUCCUUGCAUUCUUGGGAUUUGUUGGAGCAGCUUCCUUUGGAGUUCGUAGACUGAUAGGAGUAACUGAAAUAGAAAAAGGCUCCAGCUAUGGCAACCAAGAAUUCAAGAAAAAGGAAUAACUGACAGCUGCAGUUCAGCACAUGUAACCAGACUGUGGUAUCCAAUUAACUUCAGUUAAAAAAAGAAAAACAACAACAACAACAACAAACACUUGGAAACUAUCUUUUUCUUAAUAACUGAUGAUUAAUAUUAAUGAAUAAAACUUGAGCCAAGAAUGAAGAAGUUGGAGGCAUCAACUGAAGAGAAAGCAUCAACUUUCUGCCUGUUUAAGGAUUACUGUAGUCAAACUAUGGGAGAAAAUCUGGAGGAAAAAAGAAACUAAUUUUUCUUGCUUUGGGGACGUGGGAGUGGGAGGGGUAAAAGGGGGCAUUGGACAUGGCUGUGUGCAUCUUCAGAUGACUGAACACACUGGUUUAUGUCAAGAGCACUACACUCACUUUUACAACAGGAGCCACUGAAUGUUUCCUCUUGCUAAAGCCAACGUAAUGUUUGUUGAUUUCCAACUUUUUUAAUUAAUGCUCCAGGAAAAAAACAACCCUUCUUAAAUUAAUUGACAAAUGUUCUUUGGGUUAGAGUCAUUUUGGAAAGGCUGCGUUGUCAUGACUACAGAUGAAAUCCUAUUUGUAUGUUACGCUGAUACUUUUUUAUUUUCAGGCAACAUCUAACUAAUUCUGUAAUGCAAGAGAAUGGAUAGUGGAGUUUGGAUGGAAGUAGUAUGUUACUGACUGGCGCAUACUAUAGAACAGAUUCACUAGUAUUAAGAUGGUAUAUAAUUCUCAUCAUACCUCCUGCCAACUGCUCAAGGCUCAGUUUAAACUCAACAUACUACUUUGGUCUUGAGUGUUGUUUGCCCUGUUUCAAAUCAUAUGUGUAUGUAACCUUGAAUCUGUUUGAGCUUAUUUUGUUUUCUGAAUUAAUGGUGAAUGUGGGAUUUGGAGUUGUGCAAAGAAGGAAGUUUAUUCAAUUGUCCUGAAGUUUCCUCCUUUUAUUUCUGUUCAUGUCUGUCCUCACUGAAGUCCCAUUCAACCAAUCUCUCUCAGUAAACUGGGAGACAGCAGCAGAAACCAGCACUGUAGUUUUCAAAAAGUCGUCUUUUACAUGAAGUAACUCUAAAACAUGAAGUAACUCUAAAAGAAGAGGUCGGUAGCAAUCAGAGUUCAAAUACCGGCAUGUCUUGAACUUUUAAUGGGAGUUUUGACAUUGACUGGGGACAGGAUCUUUCCCUGUGUGCUCUACCGAUAGGCUAUGCUGCACUUUUUACCUGGUUGUGCUUUAGAUGUUAAUGUGAAGUAUAUUGCAAGGUGAGCCGUACUGUUAAGCACUAGAGUAAGUUUGGGAUCUCUUCAGGGAUUUUAAAUAACUUUAGUUUUGCUUGUUGAUCUUUGAAUUUUUUUCACUGAAAAUUAGAGAUCAGAAUUGUGGCUGUACCUAUCUUUUUUUUUUUUCUUUCCCAAACGCACAUUUUGAGAUUUUGUAGAUUGCUGCUGUAUGCAUAGCUGGAGAAUUAUCUGCAGACAGAUAGAAACUACCGAUAUGUUCAAGUCUGAAGGCCAGAUCUGCAUUUGACUACACUCAGAAGUUGGUGAAAUGGGUUGCAGACACACAGCUGAGUGCAGAAGCUGACCCUCAAGGUCUGUCAUUUUAACCCAGCUGUCACUAGACUAUUUAUCUCACUUUUGUAAAGAACAGAUCUUAUCAAAGCACUGAUCAUUAUUUUCAUCUUUGCUCUAGUAACCAAGAUAAGAGAGUAAUAAUUUACCUUCUUUUCAUAUUUACUCUUAACUGUUUGAAUGUAACCUCCUCUCCCACAGGUUUUUCUUUGUUUUCAAACAUUGGAAGAGUAAUUUCAUAACUUAGAAAAAUAUUUUACUUGGGGCCAUCAAUCACUGUUCCAUCAUGCACUUAAUUUUUAUUUGUUGUCUUUUCAACAAGAGGAUUUGAAGGAUGUCCUGUGUUGUCUGUCUUGUGUUAGACCCACCCAUAGUGCAGCAUUGGACCAGCAGCCCCAGUGUUAGUAUGUUGUGCUUUCUACCCCAAAAAUUUCUGCCCUAAGCUCGGGGGUGCAAAACCCUUAAAUGUUGGUGGAAUUUGGAAUAUGCUUUGGGAAUUGAGGAGAGCAGAGCCUAGCCAUGACUUUGUUUUUCUUAGCAGAUGUUUUUGCACUCUCCGUAAACACGGUUAGAUUUCCAAAUGCUGAUAAAGAGAACUCUCAGAUCUUCCUUUUUUUUUUGUUUUGAUCAGAGGACCAAAACCAGUGGGCUUCUUUAUUUUUCCUUUCACAUCUAUUAACUAAUUCAGUAAUGGAUUUAAUUCUUGCUUAUUAGAAAGAUGUUACAAAUGCUGUAUUCUUGCUUUCUGAAGAUGAUAAAGAGUAUAUGUAAAUUGUACUGGUUUAGCAAAGUGAGGCUUGCAAAGCAAGCUGACAGUUGACUAUGUUUUACACUUCUCUUUUAUGCAGUAUAUUGAAGGGCAUGACAAGAACGUCACAAAAUAACUCCCUUAAUGUUGAGAAGAGGGGAAAUGCUUAAGGAGGAAGGAAAUUAGUAGCCUUUCUCUUUAUGGGAUUCUUUUCUCCUCUUAGUGCAUGUAACUCCCUCUUAGGAAUCAUGGGAUUAGUGCAUGUACAUCAAGGGGAGAAUAGUCAACGUUUCAUAUUUUCUUAUCAUAACUUAUUAGACAUGCAUUGUUUUUAAAAAUAUAAUAAAUAUAUCAUCAUUUGCUUAAAUUUUGCUCUUCUAAGCAGACAUAUCAGUAACCAUUUGGAAGACUAAAAUAUACAGCAGUGCACAAAACAGUAUAAAAACAGCACAAAUCUCUUCAUUUUAAAUUUUAUCUCAUCAAAUAGGGUUUUUUAUACAUAUAUAAAUAUAUAUAUACACAUACACAGAGUAUGUAUAAAUUAACAUGAUGGGAAAUAGCUGAAGUUAAUGUCACUAAUGAAGAUUAGCAGGUGGCUUAGACUGGAAAAGUGAGCAUAGAUUUUAUAUCUUACACUAUUUUUUUCUGUUUAAUAGAUCAUAGCUUGUAUAUUUGACUACCAAGCCCUCUGAGAGCAAUAAUAAACAAAAAUAUAUCAUGUUUUUUGUCUUUGCUUUUCAACCAUGCUGUCUGUAAGUUUAAUAAAACUUAAUGCUAUAGGAGCAUUUUCUCUCUCCACCUUUCAAAACUUUAAUUUAUUGCUUGAUUGUUUAGAUUAAAUAUCAUGUUCUCCAGUUAUGGACUUGCAAGCUGACUUUCUUGGAGCUCAGCGUUGACUCAGAAGAUGCAUGGUUUUGCCGAGUAAAUAUGGACAAAUGCUAUGCUCUGGGCCUUGGCAGCCUUAUCGUUGUUAUGAACAACAAUGAUGUUGCUCUGAAAGCAGGAUUUGCAAUUCCAAGAUAGCAUCAUGUUGACUUACAUCCACCUUGCUAAGAGCCUGGUGGGAGAGCUCUCAGACUGUUGGCUUCAUGGCAACUCUCUGUUAGGAAGGCAGAAGAAGCUGAUGCUGAAGAAGGAUGCGUGAGGUAUCUGGAUAACUGGUAUCCAGAGGUAUUGGCUCAGUAGGAAUUACCACUCUCCGUUGCUCACUGUGGGCUAAAUGUGCUCUUGCAAUUGACUUUGUGUUACUGAGUAAAGUUUUGUGUCAGGCACAAAGAGCAUGAGCAAUGUUCCUUUGUUCUGCUUUAACUUAUCUUGAAGGGCUCUACACUUAAUUGCUGACCAAUGAAUAUGACUACUACCUUUGCCCUAAUUGCCUAGUAUUCACAGAAAAAGUGAAUGUGUCUGUCUACUUACUUCUUCUGUGUGAUACCACUUGUCUCCAUCUACUGCUGUGUAUGUAUUUGCUUGCCUGUAUUUUCUGCACAUUGUUCGGUUACGACCACUCAGUGGGAGCUUGGAGCUUUCCAGCUCAGUCUGACAGAAGCCCUCUCGUGUAGCUUGAGCUUCUGUCUUCCUGAGUUUUGGCACUGGCUGAUGGGCUUAUUAGGUCCGAAGUGACGUAGUUGCGUUUAAGUCUACUGAUGACACAACUUUGCUGCUACAGAGCAGAACUGUAUUAGGGAAGAUAAGUCCUACCCAGGCCUGCUCACAGGUGCCAUCAGGACCUGCUAGCAGGACUCUCCCUGGUGUAGAGGAAAUCCAUCAGAGGGGAUUAGCACAUGGUCUUCACUGGCAGUUGGAGUAACUCGCCAGCAGGUGGUCAGUGUGUAUUUGAUAACUGCUAAAGUUACAGUUCCUGUCUGGAACAACCCCCAAAACUGGUUUCCUGUUUUCACUUCAUGCACAUUUUGCUUAAAGAAGUGUGGGGUUGAAGGCUCUUUCUUUUUUCUUUUUUUUUGUUAAUGCUGAGUUCAUGCUACAGAGUGAACAGAGUGUUUCAGAUUGAAGCGUGAUAAUAUUCACAGAGUUUGGCAUCUUGGAGAAGUAUUUACUAAGCAAGUCCAAGGCCGAGAUGGACAGACUUAGCCCAAGCGUGUUUCAUUCAAAUGCUGCAGGCCAACACAGCUGAAAGUGAAAAAUCCACUCCUGGUUCUCACCAAAAACUGGAUACGGCACUGUGGCUCCCAGCGGCUCCUAGAUGUCCAUGCAGUGAUGCCACUUGGCAGGAAGUUUCUGGUUCACAGCAGUCAAUGUUACGUGUUCUGGUUUGUGCCUGUUAAUAGAAGCCUGUCUUCAUGGUAAUGUUGAUUCUGUACUUCGACGCAGUUUGUUGCGGCUGCUCGCUUCCUUCCUUUUGAACCCUUUGAUCCAAAAUGGGCUGCUCCAGAGCUGCCAGCAAUGAGUGAAGCCAGGAUUUGAGGCAGAUAACAGUCAUGCUGGGUUGCAACUUGCAUAGCUUGAGAGGAAGAGGAACACAGAGAGACACAGCCAAAUUCUUGCCCUGAAAAAAUGGAAUAAUUGCCAGGAACUUUGUAAACAGAAGAUCAGCAUGUAUGUGGGCAGGCAAAUUCUGCUCUAAUAUGGUUGUGAAACUCUUUGCGGCCAUUUACGAGGUAACUCUCACUACAUUCAUGUGACUGGGCUCAGAAUUUGUCUUGAAGGGCCUAUCUCCUUGUUGCAGAUGGCAACUUUGACUCUGCCAUGCUUCCCCAUCUUUAUCUUGAAGAAUAGUUUAUCUGACUUUUCUCAGCAAUCUCUGUACCAAGAUCCUCAGAGAUUUUUUUUUUUAACAUGCUAUGAUUUUGAAGGUGAAUUUGGUAGAAGUCAGUGUUAUUGGGUCUGUGUCGUGUUUGCUAGCCACCAGAAAAUACCAUGAAAAUAUCCCACACCUUUUGGAAUUGGGAAGACGGUGAAUUGGCAUCCAUAAAAUAAACAUCAUGCUUCUUUUAUCAUUAGCCUCUCUAAGUUUAUAGAACAUUACCUGUGUUUUUUAAAAUGUUAUAUCCAUAGUUCCAAGCUACUCUUCAAUUUUAGAAACUCGGAAAAAGUUAGUUUGUUCACUUUAACUUUUGAGAGUACUUGAAUGUAGUUGAUUCUAUAAUUCUCAAAAGCUUUACAAACUCCACUAGCAGAAGCAGCCAUUCUGUCAUUUAUGUAUUUUAAAAAUUAAAAAAUCAGAAACUGGGAUAUAAUACUGCGUUUAUCUAAAUUGGCAGUGUCCUUUAAUGUGGGGACCACCACUACUAAUUUUCAGUCUUAAACAUGUUUUAUUUCUCUUUUUAUUUUCACCAACAUAUUUUUUCAAAAAAAAAAGAAAACAAUUUACCACUUACACUAAAAUCUAAUUUGAGAAGGGAGGAAGGAUGGGCAGCACAGGUUAAUUAGAAAUGAAAAUUUUUUCCAAGGCAUGAAAUGCUUAUACAGACCUCAUUUAUUAUGUGCAUAUGCAUCUGCGCACACAGACAAGCUGUACCUAUUUACAUUAUUUUGCUUCAGCUGCAUCAGACCUAUAAGUUGUGACAAUUGAAUGCCACUUGCCCGAAAGGCAGUAUGCUACUGUAAACUGGCAUGUUACUCAGUCAUAAUGAUCACCAGCAAGUACUGUAGCUUUAAUGAAAAUUUUCUCUCUGAGAACACUAACCAUACUUAAUCUGAUUGAUUGUUACAAACUUGUAAUUUGGGGGGAAGUAUAUGCACCAGAUUAUCAUUAUUAGCCAAAUCUAAUGAGUAAUAAAACUGUAUACAGGGUACACAUUUACUGUGCAUGUGUAUAUAUUUUUGUACAUUUUUACAGUUAUUUCCUACACUUGAUUUUAUGACGUUCAGGAAAGAUGCGUCUGAAUCUGGUAAAAACUAUUACAAAAAAAAAAAAAAAAAAAAACCACUGUCACCUACCAUAGUUUCUAAAAGGAAUUGUGCCCCAAAUGAAUACACAGAUUUACAGUGCUAUGCAAAUAUUAUUUUGUAAGUUGUCUCUUAAAUUUUGCUUAAGUAGUUCAUGCUGUUUUUACUGAGCUUUGAGAAAAUGAUUAAUGCAAAAGACUCAUCUUGUAAAAUAAAAUAGCUUUGGCUGUGUGAGA
Molecule: messenger RNA, 8070 nt
Organism: Dromaius novaehollandiae (emu)
Lineage: Eukaryota; Metazoa; Chordata; Aves; Casuariiformes; Dromaiidae
Gene: AGPAT3
Product: 1-acylglycerol-3-phosphate O-acyltransferase 3
Exons: 10
Coding region: 559-1689 (376 amino acids)
Cellular component (GO): endoplasmic reticulum; endomembrane system
Molecular function (GO): 1-acylglycerol-3-phosphate O-acyltransferase activity
Source: RefSeq, a predicted model, not a curated record